This is a messenger RNA of Spodoptera exigua (beet armyworm), 639 nucleotides long. The record is from the annotation of a GenBank genome assembly. NCBI's taxonomy places the organism in Eukaryota, Metazoa, Arthropoda, Insecta, Lepidoptera, Noctuidae.
AUGGAGUUGCUCCGAGUUCCUGGCACUAAAUGGUGUGGCAAGGGAUUCUCGGCGACACGUUACUCUCAGCUCGGAGGGCACACAAGAACUGAUAGAUGCUGUCGCGUCCACGACUUAAGAUGCCCAUUCUGGAUCGGCGGCAUGGAGAAGAAAUAUGGAAUUUACAACUGGCGUGUCAACACGCUCAUGCAUUGCCGAUGUGACGAAAGCAAACGAGCUGACGGAUUACCUGAUGGUAAGCAAUCAGCGCCGCCCAUGGACACUCGCAACGGAGGAGUUACGAGCCCGAGCGUACGGCGCGUAGCGUUCCGCGCGCGCCUCAAAGAGCCAAUAGACCACCACAGACGGGGCCCUAAAGGGCUGAUGUUCAGCCGGGGUUGCGGGGUAAGCGCAAUAAGGUACCGCGACCUCGGCACAGAGCAGGAGAAGGAACAGGGGGGUUUUUAGUUCCGUGCGUGUCUCAAACUGGCUGACACAUCUGUGUCGAAUAUGGUGGGAAAACUCUUCUUCAAUGUCGUCCAAACCAAAUGCUUUAUUCUAAAGCCUGUGAAAAUGUGUACGCAGAGGUCAUGGUGGGGCAAAUGCCUCCGAAGAGGAUAUACCAAACAAGCCUUCUUAAGAGACAACCUUCCCUACUAG